Molecule: messenger RNA, 744 nt
Organism: Tigriopus californicus
Lineage: Eukaryota; Metazoa; Arthropoda; Copepoda; Harpacticoida; Harpacticidae
Product: rab-like protein 2A
Exons: 5
Coding region: 44-682 (212 amino acids)
Biological process (GO): phagosome-lysosome fusion
Cellular component (GO): lysosome; phagocytic vesicle; late endosome
Molecular function (GO): GTPase activity; GTP binding
Source: RefSeq, a predicted model, not a curated record
GCGGAUCAAUCAAUAGCUCCUCGUGCCCUCAAUGGUUUGAAUCAUGUCCGAAGACAAAAGUGCCAUCCCAAUCCACGAUACCGACGCCCAAGGAGAGAAAGUUGAGCUUGAUUAUGACAAGAAAACCGCCCAAGGCGAGAUUUGUGUCAAAGUAAUUUGUUUGGGUGAUAGUGCGGUGGGCAAAUCCAAAUUAGUGGAUCGAUACCUGAUCGAUGGCUACAAACCUCAGCAACUCUCCACCUAUGCCUUGUCGCUCUUCCGACACAGAACCACAGUCAACGAUGAGAAGGUCCUCAUUGAUAUUUGGGACACUGCCGGCCAAGAGCGGUUCCAAUCCAUGCAUCGGUCCUACUAUCACCAAGCUCAGGCCUGUAUUCUGGUCUUUGAUGCCACACGCAAAAAGACCUACAAGAAUCUGUCCAAUUGGUACGCCGAGAUGAGGAAGUUCCGACCAAGCAUCCCUUGCAUCUGUGCCGUCAAUAAGAUCGAUGAGAAUAUGGAGGUGACAACCAAAAGCUUUGCUUUUUGCACCCAAAACAACAUCCCUCUGUACUAUGUUUCGGCAUGCGAUGGAACAAACGUAGUAAAGCUCUUUGCCGAUGCUGUGGAAAAGGCAGUAGCCUAUAAGAAGGAUCCUGUGGACAUUGAGGAUCAGAUCAUGGAAGAACUUGAGAAUAUGUAAAUCUUGUUUAAAAUUUUUUAUGUAAGCCAAAUCUUACUCAAUAAACUCUAAAGUGCUCGUUA